Aspergillus pseudonomiae is the source of this 1309-nucleotide messenger RNA. RefSeq names its product inositol monophosphatase family protein. The transcript has 3 exons. Gene Ontology annotation, molecular function: inositol monophosphate 1-phosphatase activity. Gene Ontology annotation, biological process: phosphatidylinositol phosphate biosynthetic process; inositol metabolic process; signal transduction. Bases 339 to 1244 code for a protein of 301 amino acids. The record is from RefSeq and is a predicted model, not a curated record. Lineage: Eukaryota; Fungi; Ascomycota; Eurotiomycetes; Eurotiales; Aspergillaceae.
CUCCAUCUUAAUUACACCAAGUAAGCUUCUGUCCUUCACUUUAAUCCGUUCUAUGUACAUACAUAGGAUCCCCACACGCACACAUCAGUACACUAGAUGAAAUACGAGUGGGCGGCACGGCGCCUCCGGGAGCAUCCUGGGAUCUGAGCACUUUUGCCUAAUUCUUCUGUACCUGUUACCUGUAUUUGUUUGACUGUUGCCCAGGACGAGCAAAAUUAAGUCAAGAGGAGAUAAUCUCUUUAUCUAUAUUAUUCACAAAUUAGGUAUUCCCACCAUCUGGUUUUCUCAUAUAUACUUUGCAUACAUAGUCUGCAACCAAAAGUGCUCCGUUCCAAGAUAUGAGGCCAGAAACAAGAACGGCCGAUAGUGGCUUGCCUAACCUGAAUCAUAUCCAUGAUUCCCUUAUUGAGAUAGCAUACAAAGCUGGAGAGAUCAUCAUGGGUGCUCUCCCCACUACGGAUGGUAUUGGAUCGAAGAAGAAUAGUGCGGACCUUGUCACUCAAUAUGACCGUGCGGUGGAAGAAAUGAUAUCAACAGCGCUGAAGGAGAAGUACCCAGAUUAUUUGUUCCAUGGAGAAGAGACAUAUGACCCAGGUCAUCCCUUGACUACUGCCCCCACUUUUGUGAUUGACCCCAUCGACGGGACAAUUAAUUUUGUGCACGGCUUCCCCCAUGCAUGUGUAUCUCUUGGGUUCGCCGUUGACCGGGUUCCCGUGGUUGGUAUCGUAUACAACCCAUUCGAUAAGACCCUUUAUUCUGCCAUUAGUGGCCAAGGGGCGUUCCUAAACCGCAGUGCCAAACUUCCACUCAAGGGAAUAGACCUCGAGCCACUACAAGGCCUGCAGAACUCUCUCAUCGGUGUUGAAUGGGGAUCCGAUAGAAAGGGGAGGAAUUGGGAAACAAAGGUACGAACCUUGGAGAAGCUCGGCCAAUCUAAAGAUGAGGGCGGUGCAAUGGUUCGUUCGAUGCGUAGCACGGGUUCGGCUGCACUCAACCUUUGUGCGGUAGCCGCUGGCACUCUUGACUUGUACUGGGAAGGCGGUUGUUGGGCGUGGGAUGUGUGCGCUGGCUGGGUUAUCCUCACCGAGGCCGGUGGCAUAAUGGUUGACGGUAAUCCUGGCGGGUGGCAGGCUGCCAUAGACGGAAGAGUCUACCUUGCUGUCAGAGCUUCUCCAAACCAGAUUGGUCAAAGGGAGCUUGUUGAGGAAUUCUGGGGAAAUAUUCAAGGGAGGCUUGAGUAUUGACGUAUCCAUCGUACUGACACAAGCCUACCAGCAAUACGGCUGGUCAAAGAUUAGGCCUUCUCGUG